This is a messenger RNA of Procambarus clarkii (red swamp crayfish), 1120 nucleotides long. Lineage: Eukaryota; Metazoa; Arthropoda; Malacostraca; Decapoda; Cambaridae. The record is from RefSeq and is a predicted model, not a curated record.
AUGUACAUCCAUCACACCACUGUAUCUCAGCCACUAUGUACAUCCAUCACACCACUGUAUCUCAGCCACUACGUACAUCCAUCACACCACUGUAUCUCAGCCACUACGUACAUCCAUCACACCACUGUAUCUCAGCCACUACAUCCAUCACACCACUGUAUCUCAGCCACUAUGUACAUCCAUCACACCACUGUAUCUCAGCCACUACAUACAUCCAUCACACCACUGUUCUCAGCCACUACAUACAUCCAUCACACCACUGUAUCUCAGCCACUACGUACAUCCAUCACACCACUGUAUCUCAGCCACUACGUACAUCCAUCACACCACUGUAUCUCAGCCACUAUGUACAUCCAUCACACCACUGUAUCUCAGCCACUAUGUACAUCCAUCACACCACUGUAUCUCAGCCACUAUUUACAUCCAUCACACCACUGUAUCUCAGCCACUACAUCCAUCACACCACUGUAUCUCAGCCACUAUGUACAUCCAUCGCACCACUGUAUCUCAGCCACUAUGUACAUCCAUCGCACCACUGUAUUUCAGCUACUAUGUACAUCCAUCACACCACUGUAUCUCAGCCACUAUGUACAUCCAUCACACCACUGUAUCUCAGCCACUAUGUACAUCCAUCACACCACUGUAUCUCAGCCACUUCAUCCAUCACACCACUGUAUCUCAGCCACUAUGUACAUCCAUCACACCACUGUAUUUCAGCUACUAUGUACAUCCAUCACACCACUGUAUCUCAGCCACUAUGUACAUCCAUCACACCACUGUAUCUCAGCCACUAUGUACAUCCAUCACACCACUGUAUCUCAGCCACUAUGUACAUCCAUCACACCACUGUAUUUCAGCCACUAUGUACAUCCAUCACACCACUGUAUCUCAGCCACUAUGUACAUCCAUCACACCACUGUAUCUCAGCCACUAUGUACAUCCAUCACACCACUGUAUCUCAGCCACUAUGUACAUCAAUCACACCACUGUAUCUCAGCCACUACAUCCAUCAUACCACUGUAUCUCAGCCACUACAUCCAUCACACCACUGUACCUCAGCCACUAUGUACAUCCAUCCGCCACUGUAUCUAGCUUAUAUGUUGACACUGGCUUCCUGUCU